Messenger RNA from Diospyros lotus (date-plum), 2006 nucleotides. RefSeq lists its product as uncharacterized. The coding region runs from base 477 to 1865 and encodes 462 amino acids. NCBI's taxonomy places the organism in Eukaryota, Viridiplantae, Streptophyta, Magnoliopsida, Ericales, Ebenaceae. The transcript has 3 exons. The record is from RefSeq and is a predicted model, not a curated record.
UCUCUCUCUCUCUCUCUCUCUCUUUCUCUCUCAAACACAGUUUGACCGGUUGCCAAUCACAGCAGCUCUAUUUGUCUCUCUCUUUUCUCUCUCUCUCAGACCCCACUCCGAUCUUUUGAGUGGAAAUGUGAGCUGAAGCCGCCUCUCUUUUAGAGAUGAAUGGUUAAAAAAGAGAACAUCUUCUCUCUCUGUUCUCUCUUCCCGGCUCUCAAAUUUCCUGAUGAAACCCUAAUUCCAGCCCAACUCACAAGAAGCCAUCGCAGAUCUCUCCAUCAAUUUCAUGAUCCGUGGGUCAUUUAUUCCCUUCUUUACGCAUACCCUUUUGCCCCAACACCAAGGCAGCCCAGAAAAGAAUGGAAAGGACUGUUCUCUUUGCAGAUCAGAGCUUUAAAGACGACGACGACGACAUGGCUAGUACUUUCUGAUCAAUUCUCUUCCAGAAGCCCUCUCUCUCUCUCUCUCUCCCUCCCCCUUUAAUGAGUUUGGACAUGGAUUCGGGUAACAGUGGGAGCAUUCAGUCCUCCAGUGGUGGCGAUGAAGAGUACGACUCACGCGCCGAAUCAUUCUCCGCCUUCUUGAACCCCACGGCCGCCCAUAUUGCCCCCAUGACCAACCCCCCGCCGCCGCCGUCUCACCACCACCCCAACUCCUCCAUCUUUGACCCGUUAUCCAACUUGUUCGACCCCUUAUCUCGAACCUCUCCACCACCGCCGCUGAAUCUCGACGCUGUUUGGUGCAAGAACCUGAGAUCUGCACCGAAUUGCACCGAGAUGAACCCCAUGUUGGUCCAGCCCUUCUUCGGCUCUCAAGCCCAGCCUCGCGGCUGCCCUCCGCCGAACGUUCCGUUCUCUCCGGCGGCAGAGAAUACAACCCCUCGAGCUUCACAGGCGGCGACGACCGGUGAUCAGGCCCAUGCGGUGCGGAACCCGAAGAAAAGAUCGAGAGCUUCUCGGCGUGCACCAACCACUGUUCUGACCACAGACACCACAAAUUUCCGGGCCAUGGUUCAGGAGUUCACUGGCAUCCCGGCGCCACCAUUCACAUCCUCACCGUUCCCUAGGAGCAGAUUUGAUCUCUUCGGUGCACCCUCCAGCAUGAGAUCUGGCCCCUUGGAUGCUGCUGCUUCACAACCACCCUAUCUUCUUAGGCCUUUUGCUCAAAAGUUCCAACCACCACCACCGCCAUUUGUUUCCUCUUCCUCUCCUAAUUCAACUACCUCUUUAUCCUCUUCAUUCUUGAGUUCUUCCCUGGUUGAUGGUAUUAAUAUUAAUCCUUCUUCUACGACUACCACUAACAAUAUUCUCUCUUCUGGUACUUCGACCACUAGUGCUGUUUCUCAUUCGACUUCCCUUAACUACCAACUUCUGCCUUCUGAUUUAGGCAUUUUGAAGCAGACUCAAGGCUUACUGAUGAAUAUGCAGCAAAGCCCAAUUCUGGCAUUCCAGCCUUUUCUCCAAUCAGCCCCAAAAUACCCACUUUCCAGUCCCAAUAUUCUCGGCUCAAAAACUCCGGCCGACAACGUUCAGUCAUCAAAUGAUUCACACCUCAAAAUGGGCGGCUUGGGUGAAUUUAAUCCGACCCAGAUCGCCGGCCUCCCAAAUCUGGUCUCUUCCGAGGGAGCCACGGCGAGGAACGACAGCAAUCCGGAGAGCUGGGCCGACGGAGCUGGCUCCGACGCAAGCCAUUUGAGAUCGGUCAACGGGAAUUACGAUUACUUGCAGCAGGGUGUUAACAAUGGCAAAUUAAACAAUAACUACUCGGUUUCUUCGUCCAAUUUUCACGCAGACAAGGGGUCCCAAAAUGUUCCUGCCAGAGGUGAAGCUGGCAUUUUUUCCAUCCAUAUCCAUGGGUUCACAUGCGUUUGACCAGAAUGGUGCAUCUCAAAGGGAAACCGAAUUUCAUCAAACUCUGCGUCUGUGCUUAUUUUUCUACGUGUCUAUGUUCUUCCUCGUACCUUCUGUUCUAUUAUAUACACCCAAGAAGAAAAUUCAACUGUUUGGUGCAAA